AAGAUUCAAAUUUAUUUGAAGAAUAAGAAUGCUCAACGGGGGUAACUUUGUGCAGGUCUUCACGUGUUACUCGAAAACAGAGUCUACAGUGCCAGUGUAACGUUCCACCAAAAUAAGCCAAUUCCGAAGCAAAUCUCACUCCUCACAUCUCUCACCACUGAUAAACUUAUCGACAGACGAGAGCUGAAAAACAGUAGAAGACAAGAAUGGCUUCACUCUGCACCACACUUCUCUUUUGUCUUCUCCUAAUCCUAUCUUUAGCAGCAUCCACAGAGACGCAUCGUAUUCCCGGCUUCCUCUACACUCGCAGCAGAGGAAGAUGCACCGCACAGUUCUGGAGCGGGAGGAGGGAGGCGUGGCCGAGGAUGGUUCCGGAGACGUCGACGGUGUCGAACGUGUUCGGGUCUCGGGUGUACGAACACUACAGAUCGGAUCUGACAUUGAUUGAAGCCGCGGCGAGGAACGACGAGGAGAGUAACGCGUUCGGAGGGUUGGUGAAGGAGGGAACCGCAGCGUUGCUUAACUCGUAUGCGAGGGAGGGUUUUCCUUACAAACCCUGGCAGGUUAAGACUUUGGUGAUAAAAGCGUUGGUGUCCCAAGCUGCAGCUGCAUCUCAAGCCAAUAACUUCUUGUUGGCUAACCAGGCUUGCUCCUAAAACCUAAUCUACUUUAAUCUAAUCUAAUCCUAACUCACUUUAUCAUAUAU
Vigna umbellata (rice bean) is the source of this 706-nucleotide messenger RNA. RefSeq names its product pollen Ole e I family allergen protein. NCBI's taxonomy places the organism in Eukaryota, Viridiplantae, Streptophyta, Magnoliopsida, Fabales, Fabaceae. The record is from RefSeq and is a predicted model, not a curated record.